Abrus precatorius (Indian licorice) is the source of this 2350-nucleotide messenger RNA. RefSeq names its product SNF1-related protein kinase regulatory subunit beta-3-like. NCBI's taxonomy places the organism in Eukaryota, Viridiplantae, Streptophyta, Magnoliopsida, Fabales, Fabaceae. The transcript is spliced from 2 exons. Bases 1885 to 2238 code for a protein of 117 amino acids. The record is from RefSeq and is a predicted model, not a curated record. Gene Ontology annotation, molecular function: protein binding.
UGCAUAUUUCAAUCAAGUGGUUUGAUGAUUUGGCAAAAUCAUCAAUCUUGUUGAUACUUUUAAGUGCAUUCAAUUAUCUCCAUUUACUGCAGUAGAUGUGUGUGUGUUACUUUUUGAGUGUAUUGUAGCUCCCUUGAAUAUGAAAAACUCAGUCUGCCGUGGUGGAAGGGUACCUUGCAUGGUUUGAAGCUGUUUAAAUGUGUGAUUAACUGAUUAUAACUUUUAGCGAAACACUUUCAUCGUAUGUCACUUGUACUUAUGUAGCAAGCUCCUUAACGAGACUAUUAUGUGAAGAAGUGAAGAUAACCAGUUUUGGUUAUUGGUUGAAAUUCUGACGCUAAUUUGAUUCAGCCAAAAGUAUGUGCUAUGGUUAAAGUGUUUGGCUUUCUCUAUGUACUUAGCUGGAUUGGAAUGCUAUGUAGAAUUAUAUGGAAGUUUGGGUUUGGCAAUUUAUUAAUGUCCUAUUUUGUAUUAGCAGCAGUUGAAAAUAAUAAAAUUUAUUGUGGAUUACAUUAGGUGAAAUUGCAACUUGAAUUUCAGUUCGUUCACUAAGGAGUUUGUUGUCUUCAGGUCUCUAUUAGGUAUCGUGUCAUAGCUACAGUAAGCUCCACUUUACAUGUGUUAGAUUGAGGAAAGGUGGAGUUUGUAUGAUUGUAUCAGAAAAUAUAAAUUUCUUUAUUUUUUAAAAAAUUGAGUCUUGCUCAUUUUUUAAAACAUUAGAUUCUGUAAAUUUUCUGCAAUAUGAAAAUAUCUCCUUACUUAAUGUAUUAUGAGUCUCUCAAGAGUUGAUCCUCAUUUCCAUUUCUAUACUUCGAUUUAUAAUUUAUAUUUUAUCAACAAGUUCUCUUCUGACAUGUUAUAGAGGAGUAAUGUUUUGAAAUGUCAAAGGAUGGUAGAAAACACUGGAAAUCAACAUCCACCAACUCUGCUUCUAAAGUAGUGCCAUCAUGCAUUCAUAAGUGUCAUAAAUUGUUGUUCACUUUUGGGCUGUGGUUGCUGUUGAGGUUGGCCAAUGGCCAGGCAUUUGAUGAUAUAUGAUAGGGUCAAUUUUAAUGAAUAUUGAAAAGAUUCUGUCCAUGGAAGGUUUGUUUUUUGGGUUGUUGGUUGCACGAACAGAGGAACAUAAUAUUGAGACAUGAAUAAGUUUUCUGAAUUAAGUGCACUUUACCACUUGGCUAGUUCUCUCAACUGGUCAUCCCUCAAGCUGUAGUGCUCAUUAUGUUUGGCAUGGGAGUAACCUUACCUGGUAUCUUGUUUCUUCAAGAUCAUUGAAGGAAAGUGAGACUAGAGAACACAUGAGAGAGGUCUGCUGGUUAGGUGCUUAUUACAUAGUACAGCAUGCAAUUCAUUCAGGGAGAAUGGAUCUUGCCUGACCUUAUACAAUAAGCACCUAGAAGAUUUAUGUGGUGGAUAUAAUUAUGGAUUAUGAAUACAACCUGCAUUUAGUCUGUUCUAUGUUAAGAGUAAAGAAAACAACAGUUGAGUUAACCAUUAGAAUUACAAUAAUUGAAUUUGAUUUUUAAUUUGAUCUAUUGUCCAUAAAACACUUGUGGUCAGACCAUCUUGAUGUUGAUCUUAUCCCUUGCGUGAAUGCAUUAUGUUUGUAAAAUGCAUCCGUUCUCCCCUGCACACAUGCGUUUUGACAUAUUUGUGAGAACAAUGGUUGUGGAUUUGAUGUGUGUGUUGUUUGUAGGUUGUGUGUUUGGAAGUUUUGUAAAAUUAAACUGUGCUGCUUCCUUAGAUUAACCCUUAAAUUUGCAUCAGGAAUUUAGGCAUUGUUGUUAAAGGCUUAGCUUCUCUUUCUUCAGGCAUAUUGGAAGCUCACCUAACACCUGGGUUCUAUAAUUAAUGCAUUCACACUGAGAGCAGUCGGCUGAUUUCAAGAUGAGCAAUUCUCACUCCGAAAAUCAUGAUGAAGCAACUGUUGUGGGAUUUGAAGUUCCGAAGUCUCCUGAUUCCAGUUACAAUAAUGUCUACCCGGGAAAUGAAGAUGAGGCACGGGAUCCUCCUAUGGUACCUUCACAUUUGCAACACACUUUGCUCAAUUAUCCUGCUAGUAGAGACACAGCAGGAACUCUUCCAUUGCCUCAGAACGUGAUUCUAAAUCAUCUUUAUAUCGAGAAUAGAGAGUCUCCAAGAUCUGUGGUGGCUUUGGGAUUCACACAUCGAUUCCGUUCUAAAUAUGUUACAGUUGUGCUUUACAAACCAGUCCAAAGAAGGGGAAAUACAAGCAUUUAAUGUGCAUAUUAAAAACCCAGAUCACCUUUGGUUUGUAAUGAUUUAUUGUAGACUUGAUAUUCAAUUCCAGGAAAUGAUAUUUAAUGAACUUUAGAUUGUAUCAUGGAAACUU